This is a messenger RNA of Scatophagus argus, 3981 nucleotides long. It is a transcript of the gene ccdc187, whose product is annotated as coiled-coil domain containing 187. Lineage: Eukaryota; Metazoa; Chordata; Actinopteri; Scatophagidae. Bases 452 to 2938 code for a protein of 828 amino acids. The transcript has 14 exons. The record is from RefSeq and is a predicted model, not a curated record.
GAAGAAGCAGCUGAAGCGACAGACUGCGGGCUAAGUUUGUCCGCCCUGGCUUCCCAUCAGGAGUCGACUGGGCUUUGUUUCAUUUAAGACCAAACACCCGUCGGUGUCGCUCUGAAAUUCACACCCAAAGUAGAGGCGCUAGAAACGGUUAAGCACGUUCGUGACAUUUUGGAUAAUUUGUGUAGACACUUAGAAAGAGACGAAGGGAGGGAGAGGGAAAGUGAGGCUGAGCGGACGACCCCAAAGGUGACACUUUGCUGCUAUGUUUGGUACUUGUUGAAUAGGCUGUGUGUACAUACACAACAGGACCCUUUGUGGGCAGCGUGCUGGGAACAGCCUCUUCGCGUACUCCUGCCUUUGUGUCCCAUUUCAAUUCGUCAGACAGUAAACAACCUGUGUGGUGCCAGGGUCUUCUGUAUCACCAUGAGACAGUGACAGAACAGGGACAGUGAUGGCAGAGCUGGAAAUUGACCAGACCAACCUCCCACCUGUCCAAGACGUGAACCUCAUCUCAUUCUCAUCAUCCAUGACGCCAUCCGGCAAAUCUUCAGCAUUGUGCCAGUGUUUUGCUGUGCUGGAGGAUGGAGUGUUGGCACACAGCCUGCAGGAACAGGAGAUCGAGCAAUAUUAUACCACCAACAUCCAGAAGAACCAGCUGGUGCAGAAUGACAUCCGUGUAGCUAAAAGGCUACAGGAUGAGGAAGAGGAGCAGUGGGCCCAGCAGAGCGCCCUCCUCAGACAGGCCUCCAGACAGCUGGAGGAGGAAGACUUUGAGUAUGCCCGUUUGAUCCAGGAGGAGAUCCUGCGUCGCGCUGAGGAGGCCCAGAGGAGGGAACAGGACGAUGAGGAAAUAGCCAAACGAAUGCAGGAAGAAGAGAGGGAGAGAAUCAUUAGGAGGAGCAGAAGGCAGGAGGGCCACAGUGAAGGUAGCUCCUGUGAUCCUGCACUGCCACCCCUACAGCAGCACACACUCAGCAGCCCUCACCAAGGAGAGGAGCAGUACUCACCUAGCACCACCAGGUGGCAAUGUUCUACCUCUCAAAACCAUUCAAACUUCUCUGAACCUCAGGAUGACUCCCUCAGGGGCUUAGCAGCUCAGAAAAAUGCAAGUUCAUGGUCAAAUCAAGGACAUGCAGAUUCCUUUAGGCAAAUCAGGAGUGAACUGAGAGAGCCUUUGAGCGAGGAGUCAGAGGACUCCGACACAGUUUUCUGUGAGCAGCCCUCUGCCUUGUCCCAAAGACGUAAUGAGAGAUUCAACACAGCACCUCCUCGACAGCAAGUAUCUUUACAUCAGCAGUGUGAGAGAAGGUACAGAAGGCUUCUCCCUCACAGCAGCCUCACAGAUGAGCAGACAGUGUGGGAGGAGGGAAGAACAGGGUGGAAUGUGGACUAUUACGAAAGUGGUGACCAAGAGAGGAGGCCUACGAAUAGGCAUCAUGAAAUGAGGCACAGAGAGGAGUAUGAGGGUUUAUACAGGAACAGAGAUCAGGAUAGAGACUCUAGGUGUGGCGAGGCAAGAGAAAGGCGAUGUAGUCGCAGUGAAUCUGUCAGGGUACGUGGCAGGAGUAGACACAGCAGCAGAGACUUGGCGAGAACCUGGAGCUAUAAGGACAACCCUGACAAACAUGUCCAUUUUCAGGAUGACACCAGGAGCUCUAACAGGCAACAGGAUGAAAGCAGCAGUGUCUGGGAGAUGCUAGGCCAUGUCCUCAGAGAGAGGGGUGUGCCUGUGAGGCUUGGCAGCAACGGGGCACCACUACAAAUAAGACUCCACAGCAGAGACAGUCAGGUGCUUCAUGGGAGUGAGGCCUCCUGUGGCGACUCCCAACCACAUCAGAGAGGCUUCCAGAGAGCUGCCACCACCAGGCACAGUUUCCAUGGAGAUAUCAGGGAGAGGAGGAGAUCGUCACACCGGGAGAGCAGUGGGAGAGAUCACAGAGAAGACCGAAACAGGCACCAUAAUAUUGCAGAGCAUGAUGGAGAGGUGUGUGAGAUUAGCAGUAGAGAUUCAUAUUUUGCUAACAGAGAAAGACGAGGCAGUAGAAGGUGGAGAGAGCGCGGAUGCACCACUAAUGCAAGCGAUUGUGUCAAGAGGACAACAAGUGAAAGAAGGUGUUCGCAAAAUAACACUGAAGAACAGUUAAGCUCAGAGGAGGAGCAGGAGGUGCAGGGGAGAAGAGAGCAGCCCCGCCGAAGAGCCACACGGCGUAGCCAAAGCCUCAGCAGCAGUGGGGCUUCAACCAGGCGUAGGUCAAGGCCCAUGGCAGCAGGAGCCUCCCUGCCGCCAGAGCUGGGUGAGGAAAGACUUGAUCUGGGUGAGCUGCAGCAGGUCCUACAGGAUGAAGAGCUGGCUCAAAAGCUGCAGGAGGAAGAGGAAAAGCUGUUGAGGAGGAACUCUCAGCUCCCUCCACCUAGUUCUUACCCAGAGGGGGACUUCAGAGUAGCGCAAGUGGCUCAGGAUGAGGAAAUUGCACAUUUUAUACAGAAGCAAGAAAUUAGGUCAAAGCGUCGAUCACGUGAGCUAGAAGGGCCAGCAUCGUGGCGAGAGCACAGAGCGAUGAUCAGUCAUCACGACAGACGAGCUGCAAGAGACCGACAGGUCCAACGAGAGAGGCUUGACUCAGAGGGCCUUCCUUCCCCCACUGAGGACUGCUCCCCAGAGAACCAGCCACCCAGCCCCACGUCCACCACACCACAAGCCCAGCAUAUCAGAAAUAUCGCUGAAGAGCUGGACCCAACCUUCCAGGCCAGAAGGCAUGGCACAGAGAGCCUCAGAGUGGGACAGCCAGGUCCAACCUGUCAGUCAGUUCCCAUGCAGCAUUCAGGCCUACAUGACUUCCUCGAGGAGCCUACCUUCAUCCCACCCACAAAACGGCAAACAGACAAAUCAGGACGCACUAAACCCAAAGAGAAAAAGGAAAAUUGCAAGCAACAAUAGCUUUUUUUUUCCCUAAUACAUUAUGUUGUUGGACUACAUAUAUAUUUCAUAACACUAUCAGUGACGCCGCAGAGUUCUCAUUGCUUAUUAUUUUAAGUUUGAAAAUGAUGAGAAUUAAGUUCUCUCUACCAGCCACCCUUAGUAGCACUUUAGACCAGUGGAACAAACAGAAACGUUUAAGAUAUUUCUUCAUUAACUGAAUACUAACAACACUUUGGACUCAUGCCUUUCUCAUUUUCAAAGGGAAAAUCGCGGUUUAUGGAUGUAUUGUUUGCAUUCUUCAGUGUUAAUUUAAACAGUAUAGCUUUUUAUUAUUGUAUUUGUAGCUUUUAUUUGUUUUUAUUUAGUUAAGCAGUAAACUGUUAGCAUCUGAAAUAUCAAAUGAGUUCCUGGUUACUGUGAUAACCCUAGAAGGAGAAGAUGAACUUUAUUGAUCCCACAGCAGGGAAAUUCACUCAAGUGACGUUAACCUGAGUGACGUGGUUUACUGACAGGAUACUUUUGGAUCUGCCAGCAUUGUUACACAUUAGUCUGGCACACCACCAGGUAACUUUAUGAUUAAAGCCUGUGACAAUCAAGUGAAAUUUUCCCCUUAUUAAAUGGAAAUCCCAUUUGUAGUAAAAUCAUAUUACAAGCAUCAGCAAAAUACAAAAUUGCUGUUACAUUCGGAUGUAAAUAUAUUCUCUGGUGGACAGUAUAUGUAAUAAAGAAAUCUAUCCACUAAUAAUCUGUCCACUUAAAACAGUGUUUUUGUAUAUUUCAACAGGUGGGUUUUUGUCCGUCCAGAGACGAUUAUCUUUCCCAACAACAGAUUUGAUUUUUACGCACAUUUAACUAUUCACUGGUCUCAGUUUUUGUCUUUUGUUUUUGUAUAACCAUAUUACUCCCAAAUUUGAAACACUCUCUGUUGUUUUUGUUUGUAUGUUUGUUUGUUUUUUCUUUUCUUUUUUACAUAUGCAAUAUGCCACUGCUUAGGUGGACCACUAUGAAUGCAACCGCUCUGUAUGGAAAAAAAGUGCAACAAAUAAAAAAAAUACAUCAUU